AAGUUGUGCCGCGGGGACAUUAUCUCCUUGUCAUCAUGCAGUAUCAUAAGGGCUUAUCUCCAUUGUGAUGUACUUAUAUCUAGUUGACACUUGCUGCAGGCUGGUAAUGCCAGCAGCUCCCCUUGGGAUAGGCUGUUGCUUCUUAAAGCUGAAAUUGGCAAAAAAGAGUCAUACAUUCCUCACAGUAGAGCUGCGAUCAUGGUCUGUAGAUGCAAUGCAUUGACUCCAUGAGAUUGAAAGUCUUCAGGUGUCCUCUAGAGGACUUCAGUUAGUGCUGAAUUGCCUGCAUCUACUCUGAAAACCUGUGUUGUUGCCAAUGCAGGUACACAGGCAUGCAGAGUGGUGCCAAUGCACUUGAGGAUCACAUGCCUUGCUGACUCAUCUGCAGCUCCUCAGGAAGCUCAUGUUCUCAUGUUUGGAAACUGCCCAUAAACUAUGCUUUCUUCAAACUUGCACAUAGUUGACCACAUUGUAUUUCAACUGUGUCCAUGUCAUGCCUAAUUUGGUGGUUUCCUAAGAUAUACUGCAUCUGGGUGUCUCUUCUCAGUGCAAAGUUGACUCAGGAGGUAAAAGUGAAAGAUUCAGGGGAGAAAGUAGAAGUUCAGUUUCGUGUACACUUCCUCCAUUUCACGUAUUUCUGCGGAGCCCGUUUACUCAGAUUCAGGGGUUACCCUUCCUUGAGCAGACUUGGUUCAUUUAACUGCUUCCAUUUGGUGCAUCAUAAGGCAAGUCUGCUUUGUCUACUGAACGUUUCUUUGCUCAUUCUUUUCUUGUUUGUGAAAGUGGAGUUCUGUAGUGAUCAGAGAGGCAAGUGACGAGUUUGUAGUGGAUGAUGAGAGUGGUCGAUGUGGGAUAGGUGGAACAGUUGUGCAGGUGAUGCAUGUUUGUAUUGUGCCCGCCCAGGACAGAUGCUGCGCUACUUGCGGAGUUCAGACACGGACCCGUGCAAGGACUUCUACGAGUACGUGUGCAGCCAGUGGGCAUCGCAGCAACCCCCUGGUACCUCCCAUGUGGAUGCUGAUGGAGCCUUGGCAGCAGAGAUUGAGGCCAGGAUGGACUCGUUCCUCAAUGGUCCGGAAAUGUCAAGCAUCCGGCCCUUAUUCACAUUCUGGACCAACUGCAACCAUCAGGCACCAGUCCCACAAGACCGUGUCCUGAGCCAUGUGCGACAACUUGGCCUGGAGCUGCCAGGUUCACGGGCACCAACAUCGCCUGAGCGCCUCAUGGUGCUUGCUGUGACGCUGGCUCAAGAGUUUGGCCUCUUUGCACUGCUUACGGUUGAGCUUGACAGUGAUCCAGAGGGCAAGGUCCAACACGUGCUGGCGGUUGACGAGCCAGAACUGGCAUGGGGCCGGAUGAAGCCUCCGCUAGUCACCACUGAGCACACCAUGUACUGGAACAUGCUCAUGAGGACAGCACAGCCUCUUGCUUCGUUACUGCUUUCGGAUGCCACCGCAAUCCAGUCUGCAGCCCACAGCUUUGCACGUAUCACCAUGGCCAUGACCAAUGUCUCGGUUGCCCACCGCCACAUCUCAGACCGAAUGGGCCUGUACGAGGUGCACAGCUACCAGGAACUGAACAGGCUGAACCCGUGCAGCUGCUCAACGGCCUUUUCGGGAGCAGCCAAGACCUGCGGCCUUCCUCUCGGCUGCUUGUCAAGGCACCCCGCUUCGUGGACCUCGUCUAUAACCUCCUAGCCACAGACAGAGAAGCCUUGCACCAGUACAUGGUCCUACUGGCACUGCUGCACUUGGCUCCAGUUCCUGGACGUGCCGGAUGCGUCCAGUGCCUUCCUGGGUUCCCUGACGGGCGAGGCCGUGACUUGGGGGACACCGCCGCGGUG
Molecule: messenger RNA, 1843 nt
Organism: Dermacentor silvarum
Lineage: Eukaryota; Metazoa; Arthropoda; Arachnida; Ixodida; Ixodidae
Product: neprilysin-2
Exons: 7
Coding region: 846-1697 (283 amino acids)
Biological process (GO): proteolysis
Molecular function (GO): metalloendopeptidase activity
Source: RefSeq, a predicted model, not a curated record